Molecule: messenger RNA, 867 nt
Organism: Aspergillus sclerotioniger CBS 115572
Lineage: Eukaryota; Fungi; Ascomycota; Eurotiomycetes; Eurotiales; Aspergillaceae
Product: pirin family protein
Exons: 2
Coding region: 1-867 (288 amino acids)
Source: RefSeq, a predicted model, not a curated record
AUGUCCAAGCCCCUCGCUCACGCGUCCAUCAUCGCCCGCCGCUCCAGCGAGCGUGGCUACGCCGAACACGGCGGCUGGCUCAAAAGCUUCCACACCUUCAGCUUCGCCAAUUACUACGACCACCGCUUCAACAACUUCGGCAGUCUGCGCGUCCUCAACGAAGACCGCGUAGCUGCCCGCAACGGAUUCCCAACCCACCCACACCGCGAUGCCGAGAUCUUCAGCUACAUCCUCAGCGGAGAGCUCACGCACCGCGAUAGCAUGAUCAAGAAGGGCGCGGAAGGCGAACAAGGAAAACAAUUCUACCGUAUGAAUCGCGGCGACGUCCAAUUCACCACCGGCGGAACCGGAAUCGCGCACUCCGAGCAAAACGAAUCCAACAAACCCGUCCACUUCCUCCAAAUCUGGGCCCUACCCUGGAAAUCCAGCCUCAAGCCCCAAUACCACACCCGGACUUUCCCCGAAGCCGCCAAACGUCAAGCUUUCGUUCCCAUUCUCUCCCCGCUCGCUGCCGGCCCUGACGCAUCCCCCGCCGACGAGGAAGCCGCCGUCCCAAAGAUCCCCGAUACGAUUCCCAUUCACGCGGACUUCUUAAUGGGAGCGGGCAUUAUUGAACCCGAGCAGACGUUCCAGUGGACGGUGGGUGCCGGGGAGGACGUGGUCAGUCGCAAGAAGAAGCGCAAUGUGUAUGUGCAUUUGCCGAUGACGAAGAACGGGAAGGCGAAGAUCCGGUUGGAUUCGCGGGAGGAGAUGGUGCUGGGGGAGGGCGAUGGGGCGUUUAUCACGGGGGUGAAUGCGGGGGAUGUUUUGAGGGUGGAGAGUGUGGGUGAGGUUGAGGCUGAGGUGGUGGUUUUGGAUAGUGAUUAG